This is a messenger RNA of Acanthoscelides obtectus, 1415 nucleotides long. NCBI's taxonomy places the organism in Eukaryota, Metazoa, Arthropoda, Insecta, Coleoptera, Chrysomelidae. The record is from the annotation of a GenBank genome assembly.
GGCUGAUUGACACAUUUGUGACAUGACCAUGACAAUCCUAAAAUUCAAAUUUCAAAUCACUCAAAUUCUGUUUGAUCAAUAUUUCACAAAACGAAAAUGGAAAGCGUUUUACUGCCUAGUGAAAUUGAUAUUUUCAUAGAUAAUAUGACACCCCAAAAACUGAAAGAUAUUGCAACACCCCAAUGGCUCGACUGGCAUCAAAGACUACAGAGACUUAAUCAGGAAGCUCUUAUAGAGGUGUCAGCUCUCAAAGAAGAACAUGUGAAGGAAACAUUAGUCACUUAUGGCAAAGUCAAAGUACUGACUCAUGAAGCAAUACUCAUAAGCAUUUGGAAGCAGAAGGUUCUGCCACAGCUGCUCAAACUAGAAUCUUCCCCAGAAAGCACAUUCAUCGGAUACUCUAUCUUAUACCAUGAAGCAGUAUGUGUGGCUCUGCUGGAACUUGUCUUAUAUCAUCCCAGUUGUUGCGACACUCUCGAGGACUCUGCUUGUGACUUGCUGGACUAUGCGUAUGGAGCCGCAUCUCAGUUGUUGUCUAUUAAGCAAAUUGAACCCGCAGCACAGGAAAAUACUGUGACGGAACUAAUGCGGCAGAGGAACAACCUUUCGUUCGAUAUUGGAAUUCGUACAUUGGCAAUCAUUCGUUAUUUGACUGAGAAUUUUGAUAGACUGCCAUUCAGCAUUACCAGCCAAGUAUACACGACCUACGACAUUCCAGUGCUUUUCACAGAGAUUCUGUGUAUUGCCCCAUGGAUAAAAGAUGGAAAGAUGUACUCGGGUGGGACGUGGAAAAUUUGGGACAACGAACAACUGGGACAAGCCGAGGCACAGGUAUGGCUCACCUUAAGACAACUAUUACUAGACCCAGAAUGUUCAAAAAGGUAUCACCUCACAGAGAGCAGACGCAAUCAACUGGCGAAACUCUUACCCUUGAUGAGACCCACACUGCUUGACCAGCUGUCCCCACUUAUAGAGCUGAAUCACUGGUUGUGUCGUGUUGGGGUAAUGGAACAGUCUGUACCCAGCUCAGGGCCAUUGCUUUUGGAAACAGUUCUAGGUUUGAAAGAGAAUAUCCUGAAAGAAUGUGGAGGAAAAUGGAAGAAAAUAGCCGAAAAGCAGUUACCAUUGGUGUUUAACCAUGACAAACAGUUAUUACAGGAAGUAGCCAAAAAAUUGAGUGUUGCUUACAACACAGAGUUGUUGGAAAAACUUGAAGUCAAAGAUCAAGCGACUUGUGCACAAUGUGGAAAAGGUGCAAUACAAAGAUGCUCAAAAUGCAAAAAGUCUUGGUAUUGUUCUAGAGCAUGUCAAGUGACUCAUUGGCCACAACAUAAAGAGGAGUGCAAAUGUUGAUAUUUAAUAAUUUUUGUUGUUUUGAGAUGUGUUGAUUAUUUGAAUAAAACGCGAAAUAUUUA